CAAAGUUCUUCCCAAAAAUCAGGACAGCAGAUAGAAUACAACUCCCAAAACCAAAAAACGAAGAUAAUUCUUUAGGGGUGCAAUGAAAACUUACCUGAUCAACAAGAGCCAUUUUCUUGACGAUGGUCGGAAUCACGAGGAUUAGCCUCCAAAAGUUAUCAUUUAGACCCAAACCGGAGGAAAAGAGGACGAUCAUUGUCGGCCUAAAGUCUGAUAAUUACAGCAGAGAGAUACUACUUCGUUUGCUGACUUCGGUCGUUAAGCCAGUGGACAAUGUGCUGGCAAUUCAUGUUCAAGACUCGGAUGACACUUUUGAUCCAAAUACUUUCCACAUCCAUGAAGAUCUCUGCAAGUCCAAGCAGGUUGAUUUUCAAGUCAAGGUCUGUACAGGAGAUUCAUACGUUUCCGAGUUAACCCACCAAGUGAGGCUCACAUAUGCAACAAUACUUGCACUUGGAUCCAACCUCUCAGGACCCAAUGUCUCAGCUCUUAGUUCUUGUCUCAAAGGAUUGCCUCCAACAUGUACACUUCUUGUGAUGAACAAUGUGGGAAGAAUCCUACUCCAAAGGCCCGGGACUUCGCAGCAGGGCUCUAGAAGGGUUGUCCUCAGACAAUCCUUAUCAACUUCUAGUUACACUGCUUGUACUAAUCCUAACAAUAAUAAUCAGUCACUGGUUUCUGAUCGCCGCUUGCUAAAGUCGUUCACGGCCCCAUCUCCCUCAACACCAUCAUUAGGCAAUAGAACAGGAUUGUUUAGUCUCAAGAAGCCAGUUCAGGUUCCGAACCUGAUGGCUCAGAAGCUCUUUCAGCGCCUCUCAAUCCUAGAAACAGAAGGGUAUUGCAGCAAGCAUUUCUCGCCACAAGAGCUUUGUUGGGCAACAAACAAUUUCAGCCCCAUAAUGGUGAUCGGAGAGGGUGCUCAGAGCAGAAUUUACCGAGCCAUCCUUGAAGAUGGUCAAACUGCAGCAGUGAAAGUUUUGAAGACAACCAGCUGGGCUGCAGAGGAUAUUCUCCGAGAGAUUGAGCUGUUUUCGAGGAUAAAGCACGAGAAUAUCGUUGGGUUGAUUGGUUACUGUGAUUGCGGGGAUGUGCAGGCUAUUGUGUAUGAACUUUUGCGAGGAAGCUUGAAGGAGAAUUUGAGAAGAUUGAAUUGGAGUGAGAGAAUGAGUGUAGCACUUGGUGUAGCCAAGGCGCUGAACUAUCUUCAUCAUUGUUGUGACCCUCCUGUCAUUCAUAGAGACGUCAAGUCUUCUAACAUUCUCCUCUCCGAUGACUUCGAGCCACAACUGUCAGAUUUUGGAUCAGCAAUAGCACUCCGUCAAUCUCAUCAAACUCCAGCAAACACAAAGCCAGUCUCUGUGGUUGGCACCUUCGGAUACUUGGCCCCAGAGUACAUGAUGUAUGGAAAGAUUGAUGAGAAGAUAGACGUGUAUUCCUAUGGAGUUGUGCUUCUAGAACUCAUCACUGGCAAGGAUGCUAUUCAAACAGACAAGGCAAUUCAUGAAAGCUUAGUCCUUUGGGCAAGGUCCUUGCUCAGCUAUGGCCUAUGCGAGCGCCUAAUCGAUCCUUACCUGUAUGAUGACUACAACAAGGAAGAAAUGAAACUAAUGAUGGUCGCGGCACGCCUUUGCCUUAUGCAUUCGUCUUCACGAAGACCCACUAUGAAGACUAUACUGAGGCUAUUUGAGGAGCCAGAGUACUGGUUAAGUAUGCAGAGGGAAAGGGAUGAGUUCCUGAGUGGCAUUAGUUCCAAGUGCGAAGUAGACCUUUGGCGACGCGAUGACUCCGUUACUAGUGAUAUGGAAGACAUUUAGACAUCUUAUUUUAACUUAUUAGGUAUCUAUAGACAAAAAAAGAAGGGGGAAAAAAAACGAGUACUCACUAAAACGUUGGAUCAUUAACUACUCAUAAGGAAAAUGAUCUGAAAUUAAUGUCAUUUGGGACGGUAUUGGAAUUAUCUUAAAAAAUGGUAAGCUGUUAAGAAAAAGAAGCAAUGUGUAAGUA
Molecule: messenger RNA, 2004 nt
Organism: Morus notabilis
Lineage: Eukaryota; Viridiplantae; Streptophyta; Magnoliopsida; Rosales; Moraceae
Product: probable serine/threonine-protein kinase PBL23
Exons: 6
Coding region: 123-1814 (563 amino acids)
Biological process (GO): protein phosphorylation
Molecular function (GO): ATP binding; protein kinase activity
Source: RefSeq, a predicted model, not a curated record